This is a messenger RNA of Carassius gibelio (silver crucian carp), 2227 nucleotides long. RefSeq names its product nudix (nucleoside diphosphate linked moiety X)-type motif 6 (gene nudt6). The transcript is spliced from 5 exons. The coding region runs from base 95 to 1006 and encodes 303 amino acids. Gene Ontology annotation, molecular function: ADP-ribose diphosphatase activity; NADH pyrophosphatase activity; NAD binding. The record is from RefSeq and is a predicted model, not a curated record. NCBI's taxonomy places the organism in Eukaryota, Metazoa, Chordata, Actinopteri, Cypriniformes, Cyprinidae.
UGACAGAGCUCUGUGUUAAGCGCUUGUGUAACUCCUCGUGCGUCAGUACUGCGGUGAUUACGCGUCUGCUCGGCUGCUCUGCUGGGUCUGUGUCAUGGGGAGCUGGAUGUUGUCCGCCGGGGUUCGCCGGGUGUCUUCGGUGCUCCGGCGAGUCUCCUCGGGUGUUUCCCCCGGCUCGACUCGCUUCGGCUCCGGCUGUCAGGAGCGGCUCUGCUGGCCUCCGCUGUCCGGGGAUGUGGAUCGCUUCGGCGGCGUCACGGUGCGAGACUUUCCGCCGGACAUCAGCGAGGACGAGUUCAGCGAGCUGCUGCGGGAGUCUCUCGGCCGGUGGAGGUCAGAUGGACGUGUCGCUGCAUGGCUGCACGUCCCCAUCUCUCUCAGCAGACUCUCUGCGGCCGCGGCGCGUCUCGGCUUCAGCUUCCAUCACGCUCGGAGACACGAGGCCGUCCUCAGUCUGUGGCUCGGGCCGGGGGAAGACAGACUGCCUGCGUUCGCCACACAUCAAGUAGGAGUCGCAGGUGCUGUUGUGGACGAAUCCAACGGCAAAGUCCUUGUUGUCCAGGACAGAAAUAAGACUACGAAUGCUUGGAAGUUUCCCGGUGGUCUGUCAGAUCUUGGAGAAAACAUCGGCGAGACGGCCGUCCGGGAGGUUUUUGAGGAAACGGGCGUCCGAUCUCAGUUCUGUUCGCUCCUCAGCGUCCGUCAGCAGCACAAUCAUCCGGGAGCGUUCGGGAUGUCCGACAUGUACCUGAUCUGCAGACUCCGGCCACUCUCCUUCCACAUCGACUUCUGCCCUCACGAGUGUCUGCGCUGCGAAUGGCUGGACCUGACUGAACUGGCCCAGACCAGCGACAGCACGCCGGUCACCAGCCGCGUCGCCAGACUCCUGCUGUACGGACUGGAAAACGGCUUCCAGAACAUCGACCUGACGAUGGAGCAGAUGCCGGCCGUUUACUCCGGCCUUUUCUAUCAGCUCUACCACAGACGACUGCCAGAGACGGCAUAGAGCAACUCCACACCGCACUAAACCGUUUCAGUACAGUACAAUCAAGAUACAUUUACUGGAGAAGCACAGUGGCUUGAGACAUUUAGGCCUGGUUCCACAGACAGAGCUUAGACUAAGACACAGUUUAAUUAGGAUAUGUAAAGUGUUUUUAUAAGCGUGCCUUAGAAAAAAAAGAUAUUACAGAUGUGCAUCCAAACAAAGACUGAUAUAUUUUAAGAUCAGUGAGUGCAAGUUUCUUGCUCUCUUAAAUUUAGACUUUAGCUUAAGCCUUGUCUGUGAAACCAGGGCUAGUCUUGUUUUCUGAAAAAUACGUGAAUGCAUAUGCUUAAAACCUAAAUUCAGUGGGGUCCGAAAAAAAUAAACUUUAUUUAAAGGGAAAACAAGAUUCCUCUUUUUUUUUUUUUUUUUUUUCAGAAAACUUGAUUUUUAUUUUUAUUAUUAUAUAUAUUUUUUUUUUUUCAGAAAACAAAACCUAAUAAUCUAAGGUCAUUAUGUAUCUGUAAAUGUGUCCUGAUUUUUUUUUUUUUUUUAAGUGUACUGACAAAAAUAAAACAAUGUAUUUGUACUUGAAAAUAAAGCAAAAAUACAUUUUGAUUUAUUAAUUUUUACAAGGCACUCUUCAAAAUAAAGGUCACGUUAUGAACUGGAAAUGCUUUAAAUCUCACGAAGACUCGAUCUUUAAAAUAUCUAAGAAAUAUCUGGGUCUUAUUUGACCUAAAAAUCAAAACAGAGAUGUUUGAAUAAUGAAAAUGAAGCCAUGUUUUUACUUACUGUGACAUGCAAAAACAUAUAAUUAAAUACAAUUGUGUAUAUAUUAUAAAUGACCUUUGAAUGAAAUAUAUAUCACAAUAAUAUUUGUAAUAGCUGGACAUUUUUCACAAUAACAGCACUAAGAAGAAAGACUUAAAUUUCUGUAUUUUACGCAUGACUUCUUCAUGAGAUUCACACCAGAAUUAUUUCAGGUGCUAUAAUGAAUGCAGUAUUUUAAAAACGGCUCAAAUGUUCCUUUAUUUCCAAGAGUGUGUUGCAGAUGGACCAGUUUGAUAACUUUAUAAUACACUACCUCACAUAAUCUGCCUGGACCUUUUGAGUUUUUAGAAAAAUUAACAAAAAAAAACCCAAAAGACUGUUACUGUUAAUCUUACUGUCGCUCGCACAAUGACUGUUCUUCUCAGCUAAGACGUUAUAUAUGAGAAACAGAAUAAAGUUUUACGAAAAACA